AUGCCAAUGAGUGGUCAGGGCUCGGGUGGCGAGGGCCAAUCCGGGACGCAACUAAGAGCUGAUCAGGACCUCCUUCAGCCUCAAGAAGUGAAUCGGGAAGCUGAGGGGUUACAUGAGCCGAUCUCCUUCAAACGAAAGCAAAAACAACGAUCACGGUUCAGUCUCUCUAACCUUCUCUCCCCUCCCGCCGGCGGAUCGGAUACUGGAUUUGGCUCUCCGGCGCCGCAGGGUGGUCAGAACGGCGAUGCGUCCCCUACUGAUCCUCACUCGCCGAUAGGAUUCAAUAGCGGUGUCGGCGCAGCAAAAGAUGGUGCGCCGUUGGACUGGUACGUGGAAGGCCCAGGACGACGUGUGGGUUACGACGACUUCACCGCUAUCGAUUGGAUCUACGAAUAUACCAAGGAGCGGCAAAGGAAGCGGCUUCUUUACUCGAGUGGACAGGGUCUAUUGGGGCAUGCUCGUCGACUGCUUGACGCAAGCAAUGUCUGGUUAGUGUUGAUUGCGACGGGCAUUGCUGUAGGAAUAAUCGCUGCUUCUAUCGAUAUUACAACGGAUUGGCUGGGUGACCUGAAGUCCGGAUAUUGCAAAAGUGGAAGUGGAGGUGGCAAGUUCUAUCUAAACAAGAGCUUUUGCUGCUGGGGUCUCGACGGUAAGCUGAUGGUUCAAGUCUCUGCAAGUCUCACUACUGAAUCUGGCUUUGAUAUAGAUUACUCCAAGUGUCUGGACUGGACACCUUGGGGGAAUGCAUUAGGAGCGAACUCCAGUGGAGGAACAUAUACUGUUGGAUACAUCUUCUACGUCGUAUUUUCGGUUUUCUUUGCUGCAUGUGCUUGCUUCCUGGUGCGAAAUUAUGCCGUUUAUGCUCGACACAGCGGAAUUCCUGAGAUCAAAACGAUCCUCGGUGGAACUGUCAUCCGACAUUUUAUGGGGCCGUGGACACUUGCCAUUAAAUCAUUGGGGCUGUGUCUCUCUGUCGCAUCCGGUUUAUGGCUAGGCAAAGAAGGCCCACUUGUGCAUGUUGCAUGCUGCUGCGCGAAUAUCCUGAUGAAACCUUUCGAAAGUCUGAGAGGCAAUGAAGCACGCAAGCGAGAGGUCCUUUCUGCGGCCGCCGCAGCGGGUAUCUCAGUCGCAUUCGGGGCCCCCAUCGGAGGUGUUCUGUUUAGUUUGGAGCAACUUUCAUAUUAUUUCCCCGACAAGACCAUGUGGCAAAGCUUUGUCUGUGCUAUGGUUGCAGCUGUUACUUUGCAAGCCUUGAACCCAUUCCGGACAGGUAAAAUUGUGCUCUAUCAGGUCACCUACACUCGAGGCUGGCACCGCUUCGAGAUUAUCCCAUUCGUUAUUCUUGGGAUAAUUGGCGGUCUCUACGGUGCAUUCCUUAUCCGCCUGAAUACGAGAAUCACCAAGUGGAGGCGCGCUCGAACUUCUAGUCGGCCAAUCAUCGAAGUGGUUGUUGUGGCUCUCAUUACAGCUUUGGUCAAUUAUCCAAAUCACUUCAUGCGGGCUCAGAACUCGGAGCUUGUUCAGUCGCUGUUCGCCGAGUGCAAUAGUGUGACAUAUGAUCGAUUUGGUCUCUGCGCAACAGGAUCUGCCUCAAUCGGCGUGGCAAUCUACCUGGUCAUUGCUGCUUUAUUUGCCUUUUUCUUGGCUUCGUUGACAUUUGGACUUGAGAUCCCUGCUGGUAUUAUCCUUCCUUCGGUCGCUAUCGGUGCUCUUUACGGGCGUGCUCUAGGCAUUAUAAUCCGCUUGUGGCAAGAGUCUUAUCCGAAAGCAUUCCUGUUUAGCAAAUGCGAGCCAGACAUUCCAUGUGUCACACCUGGCUUAUAUGCAAUUAUCGGCGCUGCUGCUGCUCUUGGUGGUGCUACUCGAAUGACUUUGUCAAUUGUUGUUAUCAUGUUUGAAUUGACUGGCGCGUUGACUUAUGUGAUCCCGAUCAUGAUUGCCGUGAUGUUGUCCAAGUGGUGUGGUGACAUCUUUGGAAAGCGAGGUAUCUACGAGUCGUGGAUUCGACUAAACGAGUAUCCUUUCCUCGAUCAUCGCGAUGACACCACUCCGCCAGACGUAUCUGCCCACCGGGUCAUGACAACGGUGGACGAUAUCAGCGUCAUUACUGCUACCGGCCAUACUAUUGCCUCGAUCCGCAACAUCCUAGCUAACACUACGUAUCGUGGGUUUCCAAUAGUCUCCGACACAUCAAGUCCCAUCCUGCUAGGCUACAUCACCCGCAAUGAGCUUUCUUUUGCUCUGAAGUACUCGACCUCUGGCACCACCCGCAACCUCUCCGACGAGACACAGGUUUUCUUUUCGCAUCAGCCUUUUGCGGAUCCUAUUGAUACCCUUGAUUUACGACCUUGGAUGGACCAGACACCAAUGACGUUGAACAGUAACAUCACUUUCUUGAUUGUUUUGCGAAUGUUCCAGCGGCUUGGCUUGCGUUAUGUGCUGUUUGCCAACAAGGGCAUUCUACAAGGACUACUGACCAAGAAAGACGUCUGGUCAGUGCUGAAUGGCGUGGAAUUUCGCCGAGAAGAAGCCCUUCGAGACGAACAAUUCCGGGACUUCGAAAAUCGUAAUGAGGCUGAAGAGGUUGGUUUGCUUGAUGGGAAUGAUACGUCCAGUCUUGGUAGUUCAAAACCGGAAGAUAAAAUGAUGAUCGAUCCUUUUGAGGUGCGCAUGCGCUUCACUACGCAGCUGCAGCACCUCAGCGCUGCUGUCACAUCAUCACAGAAGGCCGCCCAUUAUGCACUAAAGUACCGUGACCUCGAUGAGGAUCUUCACUCAUGCAUCCUAGAGCAGCUUGAAAGGAAUAACAUGAACAACCGUGCGAACAUCAUGUACUUUAUCGAACACCUCUGCGAAAUGGCCAUCAAGGAAAACUACCUCCCAUAUGUGCGCAUGAUGCAGCGAGACAUUCUGCGCGUGGUCGACUCGGUUGUUCCACCUGACGGCACUGGUGCAGCCAAUGUCAAACACGUCCGCCACGUCCUAAACGGUCUUCGGGCUAAGGAAGUCCUCAGCGCCGAAACCGUGACCGAGAUUGAUGCGGCUCUGAAAGACCGCGAUUCCCACCCCUCCCACCUGGAUCUUGAACAAGAUGAAGGCACCGAGGGAGGCAGCAAGUCGAAGUCUGAAAAGCCCCAACUGCGCCUUGACAAGAAGCAGAUCGAGCAGCGCAUCGAGGAGGACCGUGAGCGCAACAAGCGCCAGCGCGAGAGCAUGUGGGCCAUGACUGGCGGCGAUCGAGACGAAUAUAAUCAGAUGUGGGAAGAGCUCAGCCCCAUUGGGGAGGAUGAUUUUAUCAGGUCUCGUGAGGAGGCCCUGGAACGCGCCGAGUGUGUUCGUAAGCACGAGGAGUUCUAUAAGAACCUAUACGGUAUCAAGGAGUAA
Messenger RNA from Penicillium egyptiacum, 3384 nucleotides. NCBI's taxonomy places the organism in Eukaryota, Fungi, Ascomycota, Eurotiomycetes, Eurotiales, Aspergillaceae. The record is from the annotation of a GenBank genome assembly.